CUUCACCGCUCUUGUUUGUUUGUUUUUUUCAACAAAAAAAAACAUACAUGUGCAUGCCAUCUGAGAGACAUCCCAUUCCUCCCCUACGUCACUCGCAUCUAUAGGCGGGCAUCUUCCGCGGCUUCACCAAAAAAUCUCCCCAUGCUGUUGAUACCAGCUCUCCUAACUCACCUGUGCAGCUCCCCUCCAUUGAGUUGGAUAUUAAGUCAGUUGAUAACCUGUUCUUCCGCUCUUCUUUGCCUCUACAGCACUAGGUACCACCCCCGCUGUGUUCGCAGGGGGUUAGCGCCGCACGACGACGGGCUGAAUCAUCUGUCUACCAAGCAUCUAGCACUGCCUCCCCAGAAAAAAUUGACUGGGGCAACUUGGUGAGUCCUCAUCGAAGGCAUUACCACGCAGGCAGAUGAAUCGUUUGACAAGUUCCAUGAGUCGGUAG
Molecule: messenger RNA, 436 nt
Organism: Suillus clintonianus
Lineage: Eukaryota; Fungi; Basidiomycota; Agaricomycetes; Boletales; Suillaceae
Exons: 1
Coding region: 142-372 (76 amino acids)
Source: RefSeq, a predicted model, not a curated record